AUGGCUGUCGAUUCCCCAGUGAGCAGAAGUCCAGAGAGUAUGAUCGAAGCGAUUGACAACUGCGACGAGGGCACUCUUCGACGCCUACUGCAGACCGUCAUUCGCAAGGUCCCGGACUGCAGGCGCAAGAUUGCGCAGGACUACGGUUUGGCUGCUGAGCUCUACCAAGUUUCCGAGGAAGACAGACAAAAGGCUAUCGCCGAUCAAUACAGUGAGGUGAAGACGGGCAUGAAGGACGACAGCUCCUCUUCCGAUCAUCUGGACUUCUGCGAGCGGGCAAAGUUCGUCCCCAUGAGGCUCACAUACGAUGAGCGGAAGUACUUGCGGCUGAUCGAUGCGACCAUGCACGUGUCCCACUACACGGACCACAUGGACACCGCAGCUAGCGUGAAUGCCAACAACGCAAGAAAGCUGGCGCUCCAGAUGAAGCAGCUUUGUGCCGUUCUCACCGGCAUGCAGGUCUCGCACAACUACGAGCAGGGCCAGCAGCUGUUGCAGAAUCGAGACUUCAGCACCAAGUCUGCCUUCUUCCAGACCGUGCUGGAAAUAGGACGGCGGUACAAGAUCUUGAACCCAGAGCGCAUGCGCGACUCGUAUGGGAAGCUGAUGUAUUUCCUCCAGGACUCCCGAAAGCCCGAAGUUCGCGACCUUUUGGAGUUCGACGUCGUGUGCCCCGUGCGAUCUGUGUGGCACGUCCUCAGCCGAUCUCCUAAGGGCACGCAGCUGCUUCAGGAUCCACAGCUCAAGACUGCCACGAUGGAGAUCUCCAGUGAGGUCUUCAGUCUGUGGAGCCAUCCCAAUAUGAGUUUUCUGAGAAGCUUCCUGGGUAUUCACAUCCAGCAGUGGUUCCAAGCCAUUUGUUUUCAGGAUGUUCUUCGGGUCCAAGUUGUAGGCUCCUACAGAGAUUCUGACUCAGAGGACGCAGAUGCCACCGACGAGCUCUCUGAGGAUGUGGUUGAGCAGUGCAUCUACUCCAUCGGAGACCACAGCACCUACCUGAGGUUCAACCGAGAGCCCUGCGCGAAGCUCAUCCAAUACCUCAAGGAGUUUUUCGACCCGGAUGAUCCAGGGCCAGACCCCAAGUAUUCCUUGGCCAUCGAAGAGGGUGUCAAUGGGGCGCGCUUGUCCCAUCCACAUAGCCGUCAGUACACAUUCGUGCUGCAGUCGAUGGCGCUCUGGAGGGAGGUCCUGGACAACAUGUUCCAACUUUGGCACAUUGCCGAAGAGGACCUCCUUGACGAUGAGCACCAGUACCAGCUGGCAGACACGGGGCAAGGCUACCAGCGAGUACAGAAGUCAAUUCGGAGCGUCUUUGCCAUGCAGAAGAUCCUCGCCGAUGUCCAGCAAAAGGUUGGAGGUUGGGUGGGCUCCAGCAUCGUGCAUCUUGGUGACCACAAUGUGCCCAAUUCCCUGAUGUUCAUUGACAAGUACAUCCAGGUACCGCGAUUUCUGGGACCUCUUGUCCUGACCAUCGAGAAGAUUCCCGAGUUGAGCAAAAGCUCCCUGGGGAUGAAGACCUACGUUGACUCUUUCGGGGGAGUCUUGAAGCUGCAGAAGCUGAUCCUGGCGGACUUCUUCAAGCACGCCUUCGAUGGCAGCGGUGCCGACAACUUCUUCGAUGCAGGCUCCUGCAUUGAUGGGCGCCUCACCUCCGCUUGGAACUGGUGCUCCUCCAUCGAGUCCAAGUCGUACUUUCCAAUCUUCCUCCUGACCGGCUUCUCAGGGAAAGUCAGCAUGCCACAGAGCGUCGGUAACCAUUGCAAACUCGACGGCCUUGAGUCUCUCAUGCCGCUCUCCUUCUCGCGCCUCCGCACGGCGAUCUUCUCUGUUCUGGGAGCUGCUUCCGUGGCGCUGACCAUCUGGCUGCAGAGGCAUCGAAUCUGGUUGCUUUCGGGCUCCCGCAGCCAAUCCAGCGAAAGCGAGAUGGAGUCGAGCAGGCGGAGCCCAAGGCGCAAGCUCUCCGAGGGCACUUGCAGUUCAGCUCGUGGCUUCUCUCUGCAGGAACUGUCGCAUGACGUCCUCCUGAGCAGCCUCAGCCUCCUCAGUGCCUGCGAUCUCGCACAGGUCGCGAAUUGCUCACGGCUUUUCCUGCUGCUUUCCCUUGAUGCCUCAAAGCGGCCUUCCCUGGUUGCUGCCAUGGGCUCCCCAGAGGAGGUGUCGCGGAAGCUGCGCCAGAGCCUUGCGGCCAGGCCCUCGUUGGGCUUCAUCUUCGGCCCCUCCGUGCCCAGGGGCUCUAAAGCCGAAGCGAGAGAAAGAGUGAAGAAGCUGCUGGAUGGCCUUCCGCCAGAGUGCCAAAUUGUCGGUGCUGCCACGAGUGACGCUCAGGCCCUCGUGGCGCCAUCGGGCAACACCCAAGAGACAGUGAUGAGGGACCAAGAGAGCAGCCCUGAGCUUGAGAUCUCGCUGAUGCUCGGCGCAUUCCCUGCCGCAGUGGCGCACUCCUUCUAUGUGUCACCGGACGUCUGCCAGGACACCAGCCAGUUGGAUGGACCCGAGCUAGCCAAAAUACUGGCCGACUGCGGUGUGCCGGAAGGACCCGAGUGGGGUACCGUGGUUCUCAUCGUAGGUGGCCGCCAUCAGCACCGCGGCUUUGACCCAGAGCGCUUCGUGGCGAUUCUUCAGCAGCGGUGCCCAAAGGCUGGCAUAAUCGGAGGCAUCGUCACCGAUCCGCUGCUCCUCCGUCGCGGAGGGCGGCUUCAGGAGCACCGAAGUGGUGCACUUGGCCUUGCCUUGCGAGGUGAUGUGCCCCUGACGGCCAUGGUCUCCCGUGGCUGCAGGUCCAUCUUCCAGGGCUUCCACACGAGCUCGGAGGCGGUGAUGGAGCCUGGUGACUGCGAGGAUCCCACAGAGCCCGAGAAUUACCUGGUCAUACCGACCUUGGUAGACUCCGGCGGUGCGCGGCACGAGCCUCUGGGCCUUGCGAUCCAAGCCCAGCAGAAGCAUGGCGGUUUCCCUCUAUAUGCCGGGCUGCGUCCACGGGGCCAAGCACAAGGCUUCCUUCUGGAGCAGCUUGGCCAGGCCUCGUUCAGCCAGGGGGGGAAGAUGCGGCUGCCUUUCGAUGCGACGUUGAAGGCCCAAU
Molecule: messenger RNA, 3079 nt
Organism: Symbiodinium sp. CCMP2456
Lineage: Eukaryota; Dinophyceae; Suessiales; Symbiodiniaceae
Source: the annotation of a GenBank genome assembly